This is a messenger RNA of Aphis gossypii (cotton aphid), 1153 nucleotides long. RefSeq names its product tudor domain-containing protein 6-like. The transcript has 8 exons. The record is from RefSeq and is a predicted model, not a curated record. Bases 11 to 1111 code for a protein of 366 amino acids. Lineage: Eukaryota; Metazoa; Arthropoda; Insecta; Hemiptera; Aphididae.
UAUCAGAGAUAUGGCAUACAAAUUACCAUCUAUAUUUUAUGUGAAAGUAACUGAUGAUGAUGAGAAUAAUUGUGUUCUAUUCGAAGCUGAUAGACGAAGUGAACUAGAAGAUAUCUUAGAAGAUCCAUCACUGUAUUAUAAAAAUAUUCCGAAGACUAUAUUGUAUAAUCUUUCUCAUUUCUUUAAUAAGCAUCGGAAUGGUGUAAAAUUCAAUGAAUUGAUGUCUUUAUACUGUGCAGAAUAUGGCCGAGCUUAUGAACCAUUAAAGUAUGGCUAUUCUUCUGAAAAACACAUGUUUGAAUCUUUAGACAAAAUGGUUGAAAUAGAAAAUAAUCAGCUGUUUACAAUAGAUCCUUUUGCCUAUGCAGAAUGUUUGAAAAAUAAAAAUGUAGAUGUAAUAAACCACCAAGAUAACAGUUCCAUUGUAUUAUUAAUGGCUGAUGAUUUUUUAUUGCAUUACACUGGAAAGGACAUCUGCAAUGGGAAAUUUAGGUAUUCUAAAAUUAAGUUGAAUGAUCAAAAGGUAGCAAAAGUCAUAGUUUCUGAAGUGUACAACCCAAGUUCAUUUUAUAUUCAAUUAGAAGCAGAAGUCAAUAAUCUGAAUAAAUUCAUGGACACAUUGCAAGAGUACUACGAAAAAAAUGAAGAAAAAUACCAAGUUAUACCAAGGCUUAUUCUUCCAGAAUUGCCAUGUGCCUCAUGCUAUGAAGAUUCUAAUCUGUGGCACAGGGCUAUGGUUUUAAAUUUUGUUGAUGAAGAAAAUGUGAAAUUAUUAUAUGUUGAUUAUGGAACAAUCAAAGUAGUAUCAAAAACAAAUGUAAGACUUUUAGCAUCACGAUUUGGAGCAUACCCUAUUCCAGCAGUACAUUGUGGUUUGUACAAUUUUAGCGAAUUGAAUUAUCCACGAGAGAUAAGUGAAUCUUUUGCUGAAAUGACUGAUGAUCAUGUGCUGGAAGCACAGUUUCAUCACCCACAUUUUGAAGAUGAUUCUCAAAAAAUGAAUGUCACAUUAUUUUUGAAUACUGAACACAACAAAAUUAAUAUUAACAAAAAAUGUUUUGAAGUGAUCAUGAAUCAAAUAACACAAAUCCAGAAUAAAUUGGAAGAAUAAUUGUUGAGUAAUGCAAGGAAAACAAUGGACGUUAGUUUAAAA